This is a messenger RNA of Suillus plorans, 873 nucleotides long. RefSeq lists its product as uncharacterized. The coding region runs from base 1 to 873 and encodes 290 amino acids. The transcript has 2 exons. Lineage: Eukaryota; Fungi; Basidiomycota; Agaricomycetes; Boletales; Suillaceae. The record is from RefSeq and is a predicted model, not a curated record.
AUGUCAAAAGCGCCAAUUCUAACUACCUUGUGCCAAGAGCUUCAAGAGAACAUUUGCGACUUUUUAAAUCUCGCAGAACUGUCAGUAUUUGCUAGUGUGAGCUCCCUCUGUUACAUGGGGGUCGAAGAGUAUAUCAAUGGACGAAAACUCGUCAUAUUCGCUCGCUUUGUAAGCGACACCGAACAUUUCAUCACGUUACUCCGCCGCACAGAUGCUGUGGUAUCAGGCUCAUGCGCUCUCAAUAUCGUGCAAGCCAAAGAAGGUGCUACCGAAAUCAAUGAUCUGGAUAUUUACACUACUCUUCAGAAGUUCGAGGACUUGGAACUUCCAUCGCCCCCCCCGGGUCCAUAUAACACAUCCGGCAUUGCCAAACUAUUCAGGUUUCAAAAGGGCAAGCAGAAUGUCGAUAUCAUCGUCACGAAUUUGGCCUCAGCCGUUGCGCCUGUUUUCCAAUUUCAUUCAACAAUCGUGAUGAAUUUCAUAUCAGCGGACGUGAUUUUCUGUGCCUACCCAGCAUGGACGUUGGACAUGCUGGGUUUGAUACACCCACGCACAUACAAACAAAACGGGACCAAUUAUGCAACUAUCCAAGGUCUCGCAAAAUACAUGCAAAGGGGGUUUACCCUGUACUCGGACAUUGGCGAACUAUCGCCUCAUGACAACCGCUGUGUCAAAACAUACUAUUGCCCACACGUGUCGCGAAGCACCAAUGACAAAGGCAAAUUAGCCUGGGAAUUCAAGCGCACCGAGAGAGACACUGCUAAAGGCAAGGUACGCUAUACAGACACCAAUGCAGUCAUCUGGUGUCUAGGAGGAGACCAAUGCAACAAUGAGAGGAUCACGGGAGCACCAUCGUUUGUUUUCGCAACAUGA